AUGGCUGAGCUAUCUCUGGAUUGCUAUGAUGGUGCAUCGACGGUGAUGGUUCCUCAGCAGCAUACAGGUCAUGGCCAUGAAUCAACGGCUGCAGUGAAGUUGCAGAAAGUGUACAGGAGUUAUAGAACCCGGCGUAGGCUAGCAGACUCGGCUGUGGUUGCUGAGGAGCUAUGGUUGCUGGGGAAGGGAUUAUCAAAGGAUGCUAAGGCACAAAAGUUAGCUUUCCAACAUUGGAUCGAAGCAAUUGAUCCAAGACAUCGGUAUGGCCAUAAUCUGAACUAUUACUAUGAUGAGUGGUGUAGAGGUGAUGCAGGACAGCCCUUUUUCUACUGGUUGGACGUUGGAGAUGGCAAGGAAGUUGAUCUCAAGGAUUGUCCAAGAUCAAAGCUGCAACAAGAAUGCAUCAAGUAUCUUGGACCGCAAGAGAGGGAACACUUCGAAUAUAUCAUUUGUGAAGGGACCUUGGUGCACAAAGGAACAGGACAUCUUCUUGAUACAAAUCAAGGAAUGGAAGAUUCCAAAUGGAUUUUCGUGAUGAGCACAUCGAAGAAACUUUAUGCUGGCGAGAAGAAGAAGGGAUUAUUUCAUCAUUCCAGCUUCCUUGCCGGGGGGGCCACCUUGGCUGCUGGAAGACUCAGAGCAGAACAUGGAAAGCUCAAGUCUGUAUCAGCAUACAGCGGACAUUACCGUCCAACCAAUGAGAACCUUGGCAGCUUCCUCACCUUCCUUAAGGAAAGUGGAGUUGCCCUUGAUGGAGUUCAGGUACUUUCUCCCAUGGAAGACAAUGAGAGCUAUGGUUUGAGCAAAUCAAUUCAACCUGGAAGAACAUACGGACAAACAAAAGCUGAAAAUCCUGAGCUUCAUGCUUCCAGGGUGAAAGAAAGCAAUCAACAGUCUGAAUCAUGUACAUUUUCAGAAACAAAAAGAAUAAGUAGUUACCAAAGAACCAUAUCCAGAAAUCUUUUCAACCUCCGAACAAGUGUCCCUAAGAAAGAAAUAUUGCAAAGGAUCAACUCCAAGAAGGAAGCAAGUUCAUGUCAACUAGGAGACCAACUGUCUUUGAAGUGGUCAACAGGAGCAGGCCCCAGGAUUGGGUCUGUUGCAGACUACCCUCUGAAGUUAAGGCUACAAGCACUAGAAUUUGUAAGCCUCUCGCCUAAGGUUUCCCUCACGGCAUCCCCAUCGGAACCUCCAUCAGGUCUCACAUCAUUUACAACUUCUUGCAGGAUAAUGUGA
Molecule: messenger RNA, 1236 nt
Organism: Prunus armeniaca (apricot)
Lineage: Eukaryota; Viridiplantae; Streptophyta; Magnoliopsida; Rosales; Rosaceae
Source: the annotation of a GenBank genome assembly